AAAAUCCACUAGACCUGCCUGCAUAUUUUAUUUAUAUCUCUAGCUAGUUAAUUACCAUUCCAUUAGGGAUAGAUCCAGCUUUGAUCUUUGGAAAAUGGCAGAGAACCAAGAGACCAAGCUCUCUCAACAACACCCACCUGAAUCAAACCCAUCCUUGUUGCCCAGUGCAAAAACAACAUGGCCGGAACUAGUUGGCCUCACGGCGGAAGAAGCUGAAAGAAAGAUAAAGGAAGAUUUUCCAAGAGCUGAAAUUCAAGUGAUUCUACCUGAUUGCUUCGUUACCAUGGAUUUUAAACAGGAUAGAGUUAGAUUAUAUGUGGAUGGUUUUGGAAAAGUUGCAAGAAUUCCUAGAAUUGGCUAACUAGUUUAUUUAUUUGAAGACUUGCUAGACGUUUACC
Messenger RNA from Manihot esculenta (cassava), 398 nucleotides. RefSeq names its product subtilisin inhibitor. The record is from RefSeq and is a predicted model, not a curated record. The transcript has 2 exons. NCBI's taxonomy places the organism in Eukaryota, Viridiplantae, Streptophyta, Magnoliopsida, Malpighiales, Euphorbiaceae. The coding region runs from base 95 to 361 and encodes 88 amino acids. Gene Ontology annotation, biological process: response to wounding. Gene Ontology annotation, molecular function: serine-type endopeptidase inhibitor activity.